AUGCUCGCCCGCAACCUGUCCAAACCCGGGCGCAACCUGGUGGUAUGCAUCCGCCGCGAAGACCCCAAGCGCAUCUGGGAACGACGCGCCCCGCUCACCCCAGACGACGUCGCCGCUCUGCUCGCCAAACACCCCAACCUCUCCAUCGAAAUCCAGCCAUGUAACAAACGCGUAUUCCCAAUCGAAGACUACCUCCACGCAGGCGCAACACUCGCAUCCCGCGCACCAGACAUCUUCCUCGGAAUCAAGGAAACACCUGUGCCCGAACUCACUUGGGGUCCCCAAACCCACCUAAUGUUCUCGCACACGCACAAAGGACAGCCAUACAACGCUCCUCUCCUCGCCCGCUUCCUCGAGCAGUACUCCAAACCCAAGCAUGCCUCUACGCCAGCUCCCCGCCUAAUCGACUAUGAGCUCCUUACCGACCCUUCAACCGGCAAACGCACAGUCGGCUUUGGGUGGUUCGCAGGCGUCGCAGGGGUCCUCGAGUCGCUCUCCGCAAUGGCCCACCACCACCUCGAGCAUGGCGUUGCCUCGCCUUUCCUCUACACUCCCCGUCCACACACAGUCCCUUCCCUCGACGAAGCACGGAAGCAACUCCGCAACAUUGGCGGCCUAAUCAGAGAAUACGGCGUACCCGAGGCUUUGGGCCCAUUCAUCAUUGGUUUGACUGGACGUGGAAACGUAUCCCAAGGAUGUCUCUCAAUGCUCGAAGAACUACCUCUCGAACACAUCCGCGUAAAGGACCUCGACGCGCUCGUCAAGGAUCCCAACGCAUCCCGGCACAAGGUCUACCUAGUCCACGUACAACCAGAAGAAUACCUCAUCGACGUCAACGGAGGGUCAUACAACCGCGACUCGUACUAUGCCAACCCUGAAUCCUACAAGUCUGUCUUCCAUGAACGAGUCGCACCCUACCUAACACUCCUCUUAAACGGAACAGGCUGGUCCCCGUCCUACCCACGCAUCCUCCCAACAGACACCCUCCCCUCCGUCCUCAGUCACGCUUAUUCCAUUGGCGGCCUCCGCGCGACCAACAUCGGCGACAUAAGCUGCGACAUCGAAGGCGGCAUCGAAUUCAUGGAACGCGCAACCACAAUCAGCGAUCCCUGCUUCAAAGUGCGCGUCCCAACCGCAAAGUUUGCAGGUGACAGGUCCUCCACAGGGUCCCCUUCAACAACCACCGCCGUCUCCCACAAAGGCGAAAUCCAAAUAAUGAGCGUAGACAUCCUCCCAGCCUCCAUCCCACUCGACGCAUCAAAGCACUUCUCAAGCGUCCUCAGGCCAUACAUAGAAGCAAUCGUCGAAGACCACUCGUCCACCAACCCCAUCUUCUCCCUCGACUCCCCCGUCUUGGGAUCCGCCUACAGCCGCGCCUUGGACUCCCCACCCUCCAAACGACAACACCCCGAAGACACGCACACCACCCUCCUCAACGCCCUCCACCGCGCCACAAUCGCACAUUCAGGCAGACUGGCACGACCACAUAAGCAUCUCAAGGACGUCGUACGCGCGCACUGUGGUCCCCUGCCUUUCAGGGAAGGCCGUUUGUCGUUGGAGAGCCUUCUCGCACCCAACGGGGUCGCGACGAAACAGUCCAAGCCUGAACGUGAUGCGGAUGGGAAUGUGUUACCGCCGUACCUCCAGCCUUCAGCGGAGGAGUACAACCCCGGGGUGUACAACAUCGUCGAGAAGGAGGCGAAAGACGUGGAAAUCCAGGUCCCCCCAUCCCCUCCUUCCUCGUCUUCGCACACUACCGCCUCCUCUUCGCGUACCACUCGCUCCUCCUCAUCAUCAUCUAGUCUCCGCCACUCCUAUUCACCAUCUCACACUUCGAGCGCAAGCGCCCAGGCAAGGUACAAACACACCCCGCGCCACUCCGCUGCGCCCACCAAACGCAUCCUCAUGCUCGGCAGUGGGAUGGUCGCUGGUCCUGCGGUGGACACGAUCAUGGAUACUCCGGGGAUGGAAUUGGUUGUUGCAAGCAACUCCCUCCACGAACUCCAAACCCUCACCGCACCCCACUCCGUCUCCGGACGCGUCAAGUACCGCGUCGUCGACAUCUCAAAGAGGGAGACGUAUAAGCAUUUAGUAGCGGAGAGUGAUGUCGUCGUUUCCCUCCUCCCAGCACCCAUGCACCCGCAAAUCGCCAAGACAUGCAUCGAGUACGGGAAACACCUCGUCACCGCGUCGUAUAUCUCCCCCGAGAUGGCUGCACUGGACGAAGCCGCCAAAUCCUCCUCCACCCUCCUCCUCAACGAAAUCGGGCUGGACCCCGGGAUCGACCACUGCUCCGCCCUCGACCUCCUCUGCCGACUCAAAGCGACCAACCAGCACGUCGUGUCCUUUACUUCGUUCUGUGGGGGGUUGCCUGCGUAUGAGGAUAGUCGGGUGCCCUUAAGGUAUAAAUUCAGUUGGAGGCCGCAGGGUGUUUUGACUGCGGCUGGGAAUGAUGCAAAAUAUUUGGUGAACGGACAGACCCGCGAAAUCCCAGGCUCUUCCCUCCUCUCCUCCAAGUUCCCUAAGGUCCCGGUCCCAGGCUUCCCUCACAUCCUCGAAGGCCUGCCCAACCGCGACAGCCUCAAGUACGCCUCGAUCUACGGCCUCCCCACCGACGGUUCCUUGAAGACCCUGAUCCGCGGGACACUAAGAUACCCAGGCUUCUCAGACCUAAUGGCCUCCUUCCGCUCCCUCGGGCUGCUCAACACAUCCACCAAGGUCCUCCCGGACACAUGGCGUUCCUUCCUCCGCCUCGCCAUGGCCGCGCAGCACUCUCCCGGCUCUUCCAACGGUGAUCAUCCUCUUACCACCGCCGCGAUCGAGGGUAAAGGCAAACGCCCCCUUCCAUCGCUCCAGUCGCGAAUCCCUGCGAACCAAAUCGCCGAGGUGUGGGAUGCGUUGAGUUGGUUUGGGUUGAUUGAAGGCGCCGGUGCCGGUGCUGGCGGUUCCUCCGUCGUGAGUAGUGGAAGCAGCAAUAGCACGAAUUCGCCCUAUGUCCACGCGCCACCGGCUAUGCCGCCCCUCCCGGCGGAACCAACGACGCCUCUCGACCUCUUCGCCUACCUCUUGAGCUCCAAGUUGGCGUACAGACUGGGCGAGAGGGACAUGGUCGUCCUCUCGCACGAGAUCAUCACCGUCGACGGCCACCCCUCUCCCCCUUCCUCUCCCUCCACCACCUCUCCCUACCCCUCCACCUCAGACCACCACGCCCAAGACCAAAUCCAAACCCGACACACCUCGACCCUAGUCACCUACGGCACAUCUACCCACUCCGCAAUGGCGCGCACAGUCGGCAUCCCAAUCGGGAUCGCCGCCAUCCACGUCGCGCAGGACCACAUCCCCCUGCGCGGCGUGCACGGACCCACGCAUCCAACCGUCUACCGACCCGUCUUGGACGGCCUCGUGCGCGUCGGGCUCGGUAUGCAGGAGAGCAGUAUUCGUGGCAUCGGGAUGCAUGAGAGCACUUUGCGCGGGUUGGGUGUUGCUGGUCACAGGCCGCUGGUUGAUAGAGAGUUUGAGCGUGGCUUGGGCGAAUUUUUUUGA
Messenger RNA from Coprinopsis cinerea okayama7#130, 3543 nucleotides. RefSeq names its product alpha-aminoadipic semialdehyde synthase. The transcript has 11 exons. NCBI's taxonomy places the organism in Eukaryota, Fungi, Basidiomycota, Agaricomycetes, Agaricales, Psathyrellaceae. The coding region runs from base 1 to 3543 and encodes 1180 amino acids. Gene Ontology annotation, molecular function: saccharopine dehydrogenase activity. Gene Ontology annotation, cellular component: cytoplasm. The record is from RefSeq and is a predicted model, not a curated record.